GUUUUCUGUAGUUUCAUGGAUUUGAAAGGAAAUUUCAAGGCAUCCUCUUGCCACGAUGUGAAGGGACUUGUUUAUUUAUAUGAAGCUUCAUACCUUUCCUUACCAGGUGAGGCUAUCUUGGAGGAGGCACAAAAAUUUUCAUCCAAGAAUCUCAAAGCAUAUCUGAAAAAGGAGAGCAAUUCUAGUACUAGCGGUGAUGAUGCUAAAAAUUAUCAUUUGAAUAUGGCGAGGCAUGCCCUGGAGCUUCCUUUGCAUUGGAGGAUGCAAAGGCUAGAGGCCAGAUGGUUCAUCGAUGUUUAUGAGAAUAGCCCAGAUAUGAAGCCUAUUCUUCUUGAACUUGCAAAACUAGACUUCAACAUCGUCCAAGCUGUUCACCAGCAAGAUUUGAAACGUGCUUCCAGUUGGUGGAAGGGGACAGGUCUUGGUGAAAAGCUGGGUUUUGUGAGGGCCAGGCCGAUGGAGGGCUUCUUAUGGACUGUUGGGGGAGUUUUCGAGCCUGAAUAUGGAUAUUUCAGGAGAAUUCUAUCGCAAGUUGGUGCUCUUAUUACUGUAAUUGAUGAUAUUUAUGAUGUUUAUAGUACUUUAGAUGAGGUGGAGCUAUUUACAGAGGCUGUUGCGAGAUGGGACAUCAUUGAAAUGGAUAAACUUCCGGACUACAUGAAAAUAUGUUUUCUUGCUUUGUACAACUCCAUUAACAAAAUUGCAUUUGAUAGUCUUAAGGAGGAAGAGCUUCACAUCACUCCUUACCUGAAGAAAGCGUGGGCAGAUUUAUGUAAAUCAUACUUAUUGGAGGCUGAAUGGUAUCACAGUGGAUAUAAACCAAGUCUACAUGAAUACUUGGACAAUGCAUGGGUUUCCAUAUCUGCACCACUGCUAUUAGUCUAUGCAUAUUUUGCCGUCCCAAAUCAGAUCACAAAGGAGGCUUCAGAAUGCAUAUUAGAUUAUCCUAAUAUAGUUAAAUGGUCGUCCCUGAUUACAAGACUUGCAGAUGAUUUAGGAACAUCAAAGCAUGAACAAAAGAGAGGUGAUAAUCCAAAAUCAAUUGAAUGUUAUAUGCAUGAAAGUGGAGCUUCAGAAGCAGCAGCUCGUGAACAUAUACAUUAUUUGAUUAGUGAAGCAUGGAAGAAGAUAAAUGAAUAUCAAAUUGGAAAUACAGCAGUCUUCUCGCAAACUUUCAUAAGAAUGGCAAUGAACCUAGCGAGGAUGUCUCAGUGUAUGUACCAACAUGGAGAUGGAUUUGGUGCUCAGAAUCUGGAGACUAAGAAUCGUGUGAUAUCUUUACUUGUUGAACCUGUUUCUCUUACUAGCAAAGACUAGAUAGUUUAGAGCAAUUCAUUUCGUUCGCAACAUUAUCUUAAUAUUUCUAU
This is a messenger RNA of Hevea brasiliensis (rubber tree), 1367 nucleotides long. RefSeq names its product myrcene synthase, chloroplastic-like. The transcript has 6 exons. Gene Ontology annotation, biological process: diterpenoid biosynthetic process. Gene Ontology annotation, molecular function: terpene synthase activity; magnesium ion binding. The record is from RefSeq and is a predicted model, not a curated record. The coding region runs from base 16 to 1317 and encodes 433 amino acids. Lineage: Eukaryota; Viridiplantae; Streptophyta; Magnoliopsida; Malpighiales; Euphorbiaceae.